AGGCUGUCUUGACAGGAGGGCGCACGAGACAAGAAGUUGGUGCAGGAGCCGAGCGCGCGGAGAGCUUUGGGGAAACAGAAACAGGAGUUCAGCGUUCUGACGCACACACGCACGCGCUAUGGACUAAACAGUGUUGAGCUGAGAAGAGCAGCGCGCGCAGCAAGUCUCUGUUAUAGUUAAUUUCCACUUAGUUCUGUUAUAGUUUCUUCUUUUAUCUGAUCUUACAGUGACUGGAAACUAGAAAAUUUUAAAAAAAUUAAAAAAAAACAUCGUCGGCACCAUGAAGCUUUUGUUUUUGCCACUUUUAAUGGCGCUUAUUGCCGUUGCUCAAGUUUUUUGCGAAGAUGGUGAGCCAAAAGAAGGAGCUGACUACUGGACGAGCAGUAACCAGAUUCAGGAUGACUGGCUCUCCAAUGACCCAUUCAGAGAAAUCCUCCUGAGGAUGACGAGAAAGCCGCGGCCGCACCAGUUCAUCGGUCUGAUGGGGAAGCGUUCCAUGGCAAACCCACAGAUCACCAGAAAAAGACAUAAAAUCAACUCGUUUGUCGGCCUGAUGGGAAAACGGAGCCAAGAAGAACCAGAGUCCCACGAAUGGAGCACAAUACAGAUGAACGAUCAGCGGCGCUAAGUGGCAACUCCUGCUUCAUCAUUCCUCACCCACCUGACGAGUACCCAACGCUGGCUUUGUUUUUCUCAAAAUGUGUAUUGUUGUUAGCCAAAUAAAAAUGAUUGUUUCCACAUCGUAGUGAUGUAGCAGUGCUCUGCCUGUGCCAGUUUCAUCUGUCCCAGCAGAAGGUACACUGGGGGUGUGAGGAAGGGAGGGGCAGCUGUCAUUGUCGAUGUUCUAAGUGGUCUCUGAGAGUUUUCCUCCAUCUGCCAGGACACAAACGUUGUAUGUUGUAGUGGACCACCCAAGCAAAGCUUUCCCCUCCAGGGGUAAAGCUGAAAAUUGCACUGCCAACUCCUCUGUAUUGUGCCUCAUAGCUGUUUAUUUGCAAUUGUUUACUGUAGAAAUACAUCAUACAGAUGUUCUUACGUUUGCUUUCAUGUUCUAGAGACUGUCACGUUUUCCACCUGCAUACACGGUGCGAAAGGACUGGAUAAAUGUGUGCUGCAAUGAAUUAACAGAUAUUAAAAUUAUUUUCUGUAAUUGUUGAGCUUCAA
Messenger RNA from Xiphophorus hellerii (green swordtail), 1164 nucleotides. It is a transcript of the gene tac1, whose product is annotated as tachykinin precursor 1. Bases 281 to 628 code for a protein of 115 amino acids. The record is from RefSeq and is a predicted model, not a curated record. Lineage: Eukaryota; Metazoa; Chordata; Actinopteri; Cyprinodontiformes; Poeciliidae. The transcript is spliced from 5 exons. Gene Ontology annotation, biological process: tachykinin receptor signaling pathway.